Molecule: messenger RNA, 2028 nt
Organism: Lachancea nothofagi CBS 11611
Lineage: Eukaryota; Fungi; Ascomycota; Saccharomycetes; Saccharomycetales; Saccharomycetaceae
Source: the annotation of a GenBank genome assembly
AUGACCAUUGACGAAGACUUUGAAAGCCCGGGUCUGGAAAAUGACUCCAAUUGGGGGUCAAACAAAGUGUUUCAAAACUACUUGAUGCCGACAUUAAAGCUCUAUGACACCAGGGUAUCUAUCAAUCAUUGGCAAUUGAGAGAUUGUGUUAAGCAUUCGUCUCGCGAGCCGGGCAAGAUAUACUACAUCUAUGACCACUCCAUCCGUGUUCUCGAUACAAGAGCAAAUCACUCCGGGACAAAGCUUGAUGCUAAAAAAGUGGGUCUUAGAGAUCGGAAAAGAAGGAGUUCAUCUCCUAAGAGACACGUCAAAAGCCAAUUGCGCUCCCCCUCUCAGAAGCUGGUUGAGUUUGACUUUAAGUCUCGUUGCUUUCAGGAAAGAGGCGGCUUACUUGCAUCAGGCGGACUCAUGGGACCGGACGAUAAUGGUAAUUGGGCACAAUUUUCGCGACAGUCAUCUUCUACUGCUGACAACAGCGCAAGUGACAGUUCAAAUUCUAAAAUCGAACCUAUCAAAAUCGCAAAUGGUGCCGUUUUAUCCGAUCACAAUCCUUAUAGCAACCCGGAAAGUUGGAAGGGUGUCUUGUCAGUCUACAAUGAAGAAAACGACACUAGCUUAACCUAUCGAUUAGGCCAAUAUAUUAAUAAUUGCGUGUUACUUCAUCCAAAGUCAACCCAGCAGUUUGAUCUUUUUGCCUGCAAUAAUGACGCUCACUUGUAUCAGUGCGAUAUAAGCAAUAGAGGUGUCGAGCUUACAAGAAGGUAUUCUGAUCUAAAAUUUUCGCUAAACAACGCAACGCUAUCCCACGACGGAAAGACUCUGAUCACGUCUGGCGAUUCCAGCAAGUUUGCCAUUUACCACCAGAACGAAAUCACAGGGUUUUUCUCUUUAAAAUACGACACCCAGCCUCAAUGGGGUAGCUCUUUCAUUAGAAACAAACGCAUUCCUCGCUACGCAAUGCCCGACAGGUCGGGAUUCAUUGAUAACAUCUAUGAGGUCCCCGGUGGAGAUCAUGGAUUUUAUACGAGCUUUAGUGAAAAUGAUCUUCUAUUUGCAUCAGUCUUUCAAAAUGGGACAUGCUGGGUAUAUGACGCAAGAAAAAUGGAGACACCUUUGGCGGAGAUCAAUUCAACUCGCAAAUACACUCAAAAUGGCGCUUUCAGAGUCUGCAAGUUCAGUGAAGGAAUGGAUGACCUGUUGUUCAUUUCCGAACAUCAUGGAAGGGUCCAUGUUGUUGAUACACGAAAUUUCAUGAACCAUCAAGUGAUCAUGAUUCCUGACAGAAACAGUAGUUCAGGUGAUGAUAAGCAACCCCCCGCUACGGCCAGACGAAGUUCUAUGCCCGCUCAGCUCAAUGACCCUCAUACCACGUUCGCGGCCAGUAUUCCUGUCAGUGAGCUUCAACCGCAGUUGAUUCCCUAUCCGAAGGUCAUCAAUUGUAUGAAUAAUAACUUGGAUGCCAGUCGUCCCGACGAGGAGUCUGCUGAGACAGUUGUUACAGGGCGUAGAGAAAGAAGGAGGUCAUCAUUUAGAGUCAGAAGGUUUUCGACAUCCAACAAUUCGCCUGUAUUGUCGCUAGAGUCUAUUGAUCCAUCAAUUUUAGAUUCACGAUAUAACGCUCAAAAUUAUAGAGCAGUUGAUAACUACAAUUAUGUCGGAGAAAGCCGUAGAGGAAGCGAAUUCAGCCUUCAUCGUCAGAAUCACCUACCCCACCACACGGAUAGUGAAUCAUUGUUCGUUAACGAUGUUGAAGUGGUGGAGGCCUAUAGUGACGUUAAUGAUGAAUUAUCUCAUACUAUUGUACCAGGUUCGCGAUCACAGGCAAGACGGACCAGUCCUAGUGUACUACAAUAUACGCGUGGGAGUGACUUAUCUACUAAUGGUACUGAUGAAAACAGUAUUUCGGGUAUUGAUUGGAUGGAUGAUGAAGAAGGAAGCUCAUUAGUUAUAGGUACUGAUUAUGGAAUUAUGAAGUGGAAUAUCAACUCUUGGGCUCGCAGGUCUUUCCCAAGUUACGACUUCUGUUGA